AUGGGAUUGCAGAUUUAUCAGAACAAGGUCUAUGUUAUCUAUAGAGGCCGUGUAGACCAGCCAACUAUCUAUUCUUCUUGGGGUCAUGCACACCCUAAGGUGACAGGUUUCGAUGGUGCAGACUUUCGAUCAUUUGAACGACUGGAAGAUGCACAGAACUCCUUGAAGGAAAAGGGAAUAGAGGAUUACAAGACGUUUCUCAAACCCGCAAAAAGCUCACCCAGUCAAAAAUCUCGUCAAAAAUAUUAUGCUGUUGCGUAUGGCACGAAAGUUGGCGUGUUCAGGGACUGGAAGUAA
This is a messenger RNA of Penicillium coprophilum, 297 nucleotides long. RefSeq names its product RNase H1/viroplasmin domain-containing protein. The transcript is spliced from 2 exons. NCBI's taxonomy places the organism in Eukaryota, Fungi, Ascomycota, Eurotiomycetes, Eurotiales, Aspergillaceae. The record is from RefSeq and is a predicted model, not a curated record. The coding region runs from base 1 to 297 and encodes 98 amino acids.